CUCGCCUCCUUGGUCUAAGCACAUACUCAAACUUCCCAACAACACACUCAAGUAGUCUCGCGACACGCAACUUGCCUCGUCCAAUCGCACACUCGACACCUUUCAACACUUCACUCCUCCUCUCCUCCCCUCCACCCCCUCGUAGUCUCCCAACAGCGAAAACUACAACCAUAAUGUCCGACAUCCAGGAUCGCAUUGCUGCUGCCCGGCGAGAGGCUGAGAACCUCAAGGCCAGAAUAAAGUCUAAGAAGGAGGAACUGGCAGAUGCAGACUUGCGACAGGUCGCGAGAGACACGCUGGAGCCUCUUCCUCGCACCAACAUGAAGGUCCGAAAGAACCUCAAGGGCCAUCUCGCCAAGAUCUACGCCAUGCACUGGUCGACCGACAGGCGCCAUCUCGUGUCGGCCUCGCAGGACGGCAAGCUCAUCAUCUGGGAUGCCUACACCACGAACAAGGUCCACGCGAUUCCGCUGCGCUCGUCGUGGGUUAUGACCUGCGCCUACGCCCCCAGCGGAAACUUUGUCGCUUGUGGAGGUCUCGACAACAUCUGCUCCGUCUACAACCUGUCCACCCGUGACGGACCCACUCGCGUCGCCCGCGAACUCUCGGGCCACUCGGGCUACCUGUCCUGCUGCCGCUUUAUUAAUGAUAGGCGCAUCCUGACGUCGUCCGGUGACAUGACCUGUAUGCUGUGGGAUAUCGACACGGGCGCCAAGAUUACCGAGUUUUCUGACCAUCUCGGUGACGUGAUGAGUUUGAGCAUUAACCCGACGAAUCAGAACAUCUUCGUGUCGGGUGCCUGUGAUGCCUUCGCCAAGCUUUGGGAUGUUCGCACCGGCAAGGCUGUGCAGACUUUUGCUGGCCACGAGUCCGACAUCAACGCAGUUCAGUUCUUCCCGGACGGAAACGCGUUCGGUACCGGAUCCGACGAUGCCACUUGCCGUCUGUUCGACAUCCGUGCUGACAGGGAACUCAACAAUUACUCGUCCGACCAGAUUCUGUGCGGUAUCACAUCAGUCGCCUUCUCGGUGUCCGGACGGCUACUGUUCGCAGGAUACGACGACUUCGAGUGCAAAGUCUGGGAUGUCCUCCGUGGCGAGCGUGUCGGCACCCUUAGCGGUCACGACAAUAGGGUCAGCUGUCUCGGUGUCUCUAAUGACGGCAUCAGUCUGUGUACUGGCUCGUGGGAUUCUCUUCUCAAGGUUUGGGCAUAAAUCGACGGCCCGUAAUACGCAUCUU
Messenger RNA from Tricharina praecox, 1239 nucleotides. Its product is annotated as WD40-repeat-containing domain protein. The transcript has 5 exons. Gene Ontology annotation, molecular function: signaling receptor complex adaptor activity; protein binding. Gene Ontology annotation, biological process: G protein-coupled receptor signaling pathway. Gene Ontology annotation, cellular component: cytoplasm; heterotrimeric G-protein complex. NCBI's taxonomy places the organism in Eukaryota, Fungi, Ascomycota, Pezizomycetes, Pezizales, Pyronemataceae. The coding region runs from base 174 to 1214 and encodes 346 amino acids. The record is from RefSeq and is a predicted model, not a curated record.